UCCAUCAAGUCAAUUCGUGCAUCAAUUGACUCGCUUUCGUCAAAUUCACAUUUCCCUCACCCCAGCAGGUCACUCACAGUCCUCCACGCACCUAUCACAGCUCCCAACAGGGGUGAUCUCUCCGUACGAUCGUGCGCCUCUCACCUAGAAAUGGCCUGCUCGCGGUUCAUUCCCCUCCUCGGGCUGCUCUGUAUCGUGCUGUGCGUCGCUUCCGCGCACGCACAAGCCCCAGCGAAGCCAACCAAGGCGCAAAUAAAGGCGGAGCUGCAGAACAUGGCGAACGCCAUCACCAAGAAAUUCCCGCAGUACGCGAAAUACGCCAAGGACAUCAACAAGUACAUCGGCCUCGCACUUAACUCCAAGUACGAUUUUACAGCGCUCAGCGACGCGACCCUCCUGCUCCCCAGUGACACAGAGGCAGAGGCCCUCGCUAAGAAGGUUCCCGCUAAGAGCUCCAACAUUCCCAAGAUCUACAACAUCACGGCGUACCACAUCAUCCGCAAGAAGUACACCGUUCCCGCGCUCAAGGUGCUCAAGAAGUCGCAGCCUCUGGGCACGCAGCUGAAGCAGGCGAUGUACAAGGUUUCGCAGCAGAAUGGUAACACAGUUUCCUUCGCCAAGACCCCCAACGCGCCCCCUGCUGCCUGGACCACCAUCAAGAUCGUCCGGCUGUACGCUGGGCCGUACUUCAUCGCCCACGGCGUGGAUAAAGUCCUGGUUCCCACUAAUACCAGGGUGUAAAACGUUCAGGCGUUCGGAAUAUCCUAGAUGAGAGGCCUCACUGAGUUCCCCGGUCCCCAGUUGACAGUCAGUCAUGCUGCUGGUUCAACCUCUGAACUAGUGGUGACUGGAGGUCAACUAGGCAUCAGGAGAGAUUCUCAUAGGGUUUCUUGAAACACUAGAGGUUCAAUCCAUGUCAGUAUACCACCUUCAGUAUACAGAUCAUAUUAAAACUUCAAAAGCAGG
Messenger RNA from Closterium sp. NIES-67, 966 nucleotides. The record is from the annotation of a GenBank genome assembly. Lineage: Eukaryota; Viridiplantae; Streptophyta; Zygnematophyceae; Desmidiales; Closteriaceae.